AUGCUUAUACUUUUCAUGCGCGUUGUUUUUUCGGUAAAAACCCAAUACCGCGCUGUAAACAAACCAGUGACAGUUCGAACAUGCGACCUGGGAACUGUGGGUCGCUCCACACUCUUUGUGUCAGUUUCAAUUGGUGUUGUUUUCAUUUAUGGCGGUUUGUUUACAUUUCGUUGCGGUUAUCAUCAGUUCCCGUGGUUCGAUAUUCGGUCGAGCUUUCUUUUCGUCAACCUCAUCGUGACGAUCGUGGUGCUCGGUGGACUGUUGGCAACGAUCGAAAAGCAUCUGCCCACUGCCAUCCGGCAGACGUUUGCUGCCCUCUGGUCGGUGGCCGGAUUUGCCGUCAUGAUGCGGCAUGCCAUGACGCUGAUCACGCUGCAGUGUUUGCGCCGGUUCCACAAGACCUGGUUCGUGCAGGUGUUCUCGAGCAAGCUGAAAAUCACCCACCAGUUGUACGUGGAACACUUUCACAACUAUCCGAAGCAAGCUCGUCAGGAAAACACUCGUCCCGUUCGUUCUGUGAGAUCGACGGUGAGGGUUGCUGGUUCCCGGCUGAUGGGAUUCAGCUGGUUUUCCUGGAUCUUCUGUGAAUGCCUUGUUCCACGGACCGGUCGUCGAUGCACUCGAGGUGCACCGCAUUGACGAGCGGCAGUAGCAGGAUGCAAUCGGCGCGGCCGAGCUGGCAGCGAAGCCGGUUCUCGGUGAGCCAUUCACGCCGAAUGAGGGCGGUCAAGAGCCGGCUGCAUACGUUCGAUAUAUUCGCUACGCGCACGAUCAAACUGUGUAACGAUGCCGAGUGUGUCCGGCCAUCGCGACUAGAAGCAUAGCGGAAGUUAAGUUGCGUCGUCUAUUGUGGUGCGAUGCACUGUAUGUUCCGGGUGUGCGAUUGAGCUUCAUGUUUGUUUCUUUUUUGUUCACAGACACCGUUUCAUCAACAACUGGCAUGACUAUCGGCGCACGGUCGGUGGCUCUAGCGAAGGGGAGGGUGCGUUCCAAUCGGCUGGCAGGACACAGAUCGGAUCGGUUAGGACAACGAUCGGCAUAGUACGGCUCGCGACCCGCAUGUGGCUAUUUGUUGACUAGUUGCCUCUUCAAGUGCAAAUCUACGAACAUGUUUAGAAGAUUUGGCUCUUUCGGUCGCAACGUUUGCCGAGUCGCUGGGGAUAUUGGAUUGUAAGGAAUGAAUAUACUGUCCGCAGGAACCAGAUGAUGACAUCACCAAGGAGCUAAUGCGCUAAAGCUUAUCAGGAGGAGGCGAGAAUGGUUUGAUGUUUUUGGCACAGCUCCCACGUAUCAUCCAUACCACACCAAAUCAUUAUGGCGCAGCCGUGAAUAUGUACAACGUCAUCCUGCUCGGGUAGGAUGGUGACGGUCUCCCGUUCGGUAUAUCUUGACGGCAGUAUAACGCA
This is a messenger RNA of Anopheles coluzzii, 1406 nucleotides long. RefSeq lists its product as uncharacterized. The coding region runs from base 1 to 639 and encodes 212 amino acids. The record is from RefSeq and is a predicted model, not a curated record. The transcript is spliced from 4 exons. Lineage: Eukaryota; Metazoa; Arthropoda; Insecta; Diptera; Culicidae.